Uranotaenia lowii is the source of this 1255-nucleotide messenger RNA. RefSeq names its product gustatory receptor for sugar taste 64b-like. Gene Ontology annotation, cellular component: membrane. The transcript has 6 exons. The coding region runs from base 1 to 1233 and encodes 410 amino acids. NCBI's taxonomy places the organism in Eukaryota, Metazoa, Arthropoda, Insecta, Diptera, Culicidae. The record is from RefSeq and is a predicted model, not a curated record. Gene Ontology annotation, molecular function: sweet taste receptor activity. Gene Ontology annotation, biological process: detection of chemical stimulus involved in sensory perception of taste; sensory perception of sweet taste.
AUGGACAACCGUCUGUCCAAGAUUGAUAGCUUUUGGCUCGCGGUGAAGCCGAUCGUUUUGGUUUCGCAAUUUUUCACUCUCUUUCCGGUGACCGGAGUUUAUUUUCCUGCGGGAAACAGUCAACCUUUGCAGUUCCGAUGGCCCAGCCUGAGGACAUUGUACUCGUGCAGUUUCCUGUUUCUCGGAGCGUUGACCAUUCUGGCUCAGAUUCAUCACGUCAUAAGGACCGCGGUUUCAACUUCUGUCAUAACCGAAAUUUUGUACUUCCUGUUGAAUUAUGGUGGAGCAAUUUGCUUCUUUGUGAUUGCAACUCGAUGGAAGACUAUCAUGAAGACCUGGGAACAAUACGAGGAUGUUUUCCUUCAUCCGCCCUACAAGACCAAAGGGUUCAGUUUGAAGACGAAAAUCCGCUUCGUUGGAUUUUCUGUGCUGAUUCUAGGAUUUGUUGAAGAUGUUCUCCACGUGGUUGCUUCCAUGCGCAGCAAUGGAGAAUUUAUGGAGCGUUGCACAAAUGGGAGCCACUUUUGGGAGCUAUUCUACCGCCGAGAGCAUGCCAAAGUGUUCCGCUACAUGGACUACAAUCUACCAAUGGUUCUGAUCGUCGAAUUCACCCACAAAGUUUACCUAUUCAUGUGGACCUUCAUGGACCUGUUCAUAACCCUGGUCAGCAUGGGCCUUUCGGUACGAUUUGAGCAGCUGUACAAUCGGAUAGAGCAUCAUAAGGGUAAAAUUUUACCGGAAGUCUUUUGGGCCGAAAUUCGUCACGAUUACACUCGGAUCUCGAAUCUGGUCGGCUACAUGGAUCGGGUGCUGUCUCCGAUGGUUGUCAUCACUUGUGCGUCCGAUAUCUACUUCAUAGCCUAUCAACUCUAUAUGUCGGUCCAAUUGAGUGUAGCCAAAUUUGGAGUGUUUUAUUUUCGAUAUUCAUUGAUUUUUCUGAUACUGAGAUCACUGCUGAUGCUACUUUCCUCAUCGCACGUUUAUGUGGCCUCCCGAAAGCCUUUGGCCAUUCUUCGAUCGGUUCCGAUGUCGUCUUGGAAUAUCACUAUCCAAAGAUUCACCAAUGAGAUAAAAAACAUUGACAAUGCUUUGUCUGGACAUAAGUUUUUCUUUCUAAAACGUGGUGUGAUUUUGGCUAUGGCUGGAACACUUAUUACAUACGAGUUGGUUAUGCUGAGCGAGGUUAAGCCGAACAGUAAUGGAGACAUUUGUGACAUACCAGAUCGGUUGUAAAGAAUAGUCAUCCUGAUGAGGU